GUAAAGAUUUUAUGGAGAAUCAAAAAAUGAAAAAAAUAAGAAAUAAAGCAACAACAGUUUCUAUAUUAAAAUCUAUGGCACGAGUCAGAUAUAGAAACAAUAUAUUUUUAAAUUAUAUAUGUAAAGAGAUUAUUACUUCUACUAAAUAUUCUCUCAAGCAAAUUGUAACUAUUUUAAACUCAUUUGCAAUAUUAGGUUAUUAUUCUGAUGAUGUAAAUAAAUUAAUAGAGAUACAUAAAAUAAAUUCAAUUAUAAAAAUUCAACAUUUUCACGACUCUAUGAAAGUAAAUCUUAUGUGGAUCUUUGCUGUAUUCAAAAUAUUACAAAACACACAUGCUGCAUAUAUAUUAGAUGAAGAAUUUGUUUCAAAAAUAAUGUUACUUGAAGAGAAAAAUAAAUUAUCUUAUCAGUUAAUGUUAUUAAAUAUUAAUGGAUAUGCACAAUGUGCACUCAAAAAUUAUUCUGGACCCUUUCUUAAUAACGAUAUUGUACCAGAUAUUGUAAGUACACGUUCAAAACAAAAGAAAUCAUAUGUUGAUAUACUUGAAUUAACAUUAAAAAAUAUGUUACCAUCUGCAUCUUAUUAUAAGAUGAAUAUAAAUACCAAAAUGGGAUUUCUUUUAGAUGCUGAAUUAUGUGUAGAUUUAAACCUUAAUUUUCUUCCUGUGGAUAAUGUUAAUCAAAAUGAAGAUUUUAUUAAGAUAGCUUUAAUAUUACUUGAUUAUUAUGAUACGUGUUUAGGAGAUUUAAAUUAUAAUGGUUUAAUUAAAUUAUAUUCUCAUUUGUUAGAAUGUAAAAAAUAUAAAGUAUUGCAUAUAUCUUACCAAUAUUUUGGUAUAGAAGAUAAACUUGAAAGACGUAUAUCUUAUAUAAAACGUCAGAUAUGGAAAAAUCUUAAAAACACGUAGUAAUCAUCAAAUAUGAUUUCAUAUUAUGUAUUACUUGAUAAAUAAAAAAAUUUUAAAUUAUAA
This is a messenger RNA of Apis mellifera (honey bee), 971 nucleotides long. Its product is annotated as FAST kinase domain-containing protein 4. Lineage: Eukaryota; Metazoa; Arthropoda; Insecta; Hymenoptera; Apidae. The transcript is spliced from 6 exons. The record is from RefSeq and is a predicted model, not a curated record. The coding region runs from base 12 to 908 and encodes 298 amino acids.